Messenger RNA from Hemiscyllium ocellatum (epaulette shark), 1188 nucleotides. Its product is annotated as C-C chemokine receptor type 7-like. Gene Ontology annotation, cellular component: membrane. Gene Ontology annotation, biological process: G protein-coupled receptor signaling pathway; chemotaxis; immune response. The record is from RefSeq and is a predicted model, not a curated record. Gene Ontology annotation, molecular function: chemokine receptor activity. The transcript has 2 exons. Bases 117 to 1157 code for a protein of 346 amino acids. NCBI's taxonomy places the organism in Eukaryota, Metazoa, Chordata, Chondrichthyes, Orectolobiformes, Hemiscylliidae.
AUGCAGCUUGACGUGUUCUGAAAACCCAAUGACCGGCAGGCUUAUCUGCUAAUACAAGAGUUGCAACAUUUCCCUGAAUUGAGGUGUGACCUGUGACUGAUUCCUGGUUUCUAACAAUGACAGAAUAUGAAUAUUAUGAUAGCACAUUCUCCUAUGAACCUUCUGAAUUCUGUGGGAAUGCCAAAGUUGCAGAUUUCAAGAAUGUUUUUAUACCCUGCUUUUAUUCCAUUUUAUUUGUGUCAGGACUUCUGGGGAAUGCUUUGGUUGUUGUGAUAUACGUUUACUAUGAGAAGCUGAAGACCAUGACAGAUGUCUACAUGAUGAAUCUGGCGAUUGCUGACUUGUUCUUUCUCUGCACCCUGCCAUUCUGGGCGGUUGAUGCAUACUCUGAAUGGAUUUUUGGAACUUAUAUGUGCAAACUUGUGAAUGGUGCAUACACUGUCAAUCUUUACAGCUGUAUGCUAAUACUCACCUGUGUGAGCAUCAACAGGUACAAAGCUAUUGUUCGAGCAACAAAAAUGCUUAAUACUGGAAAGAACAUACUUCACAGUAAGUUAGUCUGUGUGGGCAUUUGGGCGCUCGCAAUGAUUUUGGCUCUUCCAGAAUUCAUAUUAAGUCAAGUUCAAACUGAUGAAUCGAAUAAAUCUGUCUGUAAGAUGGUGGAUUCUUCUAAUCUGAUCAAAGUGGGAGUGAAAGUAACACAGAUGGUAGUGGGAUUUCUGAUACCUUUUCUGGCCAUGAUCAUUUGCUACUCAGUCAUUGUAAAAACCCUAAUCCAAGCUAACAGGUUUCAGAAGUACAAAUCAUUAAAAAUUAUCAUUGCAGUUGUAGUCGCAUUUGUGAUUUGUGAGUUGCCAUUCAACAUUGUCUUGUUGAUGCAUAUUCUACCGUUCAAUAGGCAAAAAACUAGUUGUGAAGAUAAUGGCAAUUUAUACUACACAAUUAUUGUAACAGAGAGCAUUGCAUAUGUACACUGUUGUCUCAAUCCUAUUCUUUAUGGAUUUCUUGGAGUGAAGUUUAGAAAUAGUUUUCUAAAGAUUUUAAAAGAUACUGGCUGCAUCAGUCAAAAACAAUUGGCUGGGCUUCUGAAAACUGAGUGUGAGACAUCACAACCUGUAUCGGUUAUAUCUGAAACAACAACAAUAUAUCCUUUAUAAAAGAUAUUAUAUGGAUCUAUAAUUGUAAAUG